AUGAAGCAGGAUUCUUUGAAUGUUGCGGAAGAGGAUAGAGAGGAAAACUUGUCAUGUCCCAAUAGAAAAAAGUUCCAAGCAGAAUUGGAUCUAUGUGACUCGGCAAUAAAUAAAAAUAAUAUAAAACUCACUGAUAUACUUUCAUCUAUAGCUGGAGUUAAUAGAGAAAUUAGUCAAAUUAAUAUUCUGAUAAAACAAAGUAGAGAACCAUAUAGGAUAGCGAUGCAAGAAAUUGGUAAAAAGCGGGAUAAAUUGAGAGACGAUAAAUUCGAAGUUGAAAGAGAAUGCCCACAUCGCGAUAUGCAGGAACUGGAAAGAUGUUUAGCACGAAAAGAGAAGGAAUAUAGAAAUACUGUGCUCGAUGCUCAUCAUGAACGAAUUUUAGUAACAGAAAUUAGCGUUUUGAAGAAGAACAAAGCUACACUUUCGCAACUACUUUUGAUAAAGAAACAAAUUGAGGACAACGAUACAUCAUUGUCGCAUUUGAGGAAAAAGCGCGAGAAAUGCGAGAAGAUUGCUGAAUUGAAGAGCCAAAGCACCAAGCUGAAGACAGAACGGGUCAACCUUAAUAGGAUCUACGAUACCAGCAAAGACAACAUGAAAUUCCUUAUUUCAAAAAAGAAUGAUUUGGUAAAAAAUUAUAAGUUGGAGUGUUCGCGUUGGAAAAAUAAGAAAAAUAGAGCUAAUCAAUAUCCAUCUACGUUUCCCUCUCUACAUCGUUUAUCCGAAAAUAAUCUCAUAAACGAAGACGAACUUGAGCCAUUCCAUGAACAAAAGAACGAUUUGAGAUUGCUCAUAAGUUAUUUGGAGAAACUUGACUUGCAAAGAAACGCCUCAGGAAGUUUACAGAAAAGUUGCUCCGAGAAUGAGGAAGACUCUGCUGAUGAGUUCACAGCACAUUUUCAAAAUUUGACUUUUUGUCCUGUGGUAUUAAAUAAUCAGAAGAAUGUAAGAAGGAAAACAUUGAAGAAAUCAGUAUCAGUUUUGUCAAAAAACAAAAAGCUUGACAAUCAACCCAUUUCUCAUGACUUGCCUCACUUCCAGCUUUUUGGAAGAACUAACACCGUUGUUCCUGCCACAUUUGGAGUUGUGAAGGCAGUGCGGGAAAAAUUGGCUCUUCUUGAUAACAAAACAAACGAAAUUGAAUGGGAUGAGAAAGAUGUAUCAGAAUUCUCAAAUGGCUUCUCUUCGUGUACCACCAGCGUUACUGAUUCGGCUUUCGGUUACUGA
This is a messenger RNA of Auanema sp. JU1783, 1230 nucleotides long. The record is from the annotation of a GenBank genome assembly. Lineage: Eukaryota; Metazoa; Nematoda; Chromadorea; Rhabditida; Rhabditidae.